GUUUGGUAGGAGACAGGACAGUAGAUAGCAGUACAGGCUGUUUGGUAGGAUGGGCGGAUCCAGCUACUGACUCUGUUCACCCUCCUGUGAUACUGAGUAGAAGAGAAGUACCAGACUCCUUUUGGACCAGCAGAGCAGUAAGAAUCUCCCUUACAGCAGAUCUGGAGGAUGGCCAACGUCCAGGUGCCUGUUGUGGCCAUCGGUGCGUUUGGGGACAGUCCUGUCCAGAUGACCUGUCCUACCUGUCACCAGACAGUGGUCACUAAGGUUGACUUCUCCUCUGGUGUCCUCACCUAUCUCUUCUGUGGAGGACUCUUCUUCUGUGGGUUUGUUCUGGGUUGCUGUCUCAUCCCGUUCUGUUUCGACAGGCUCAAAGACGCCAAGCACACGUGUCCUCCUGCAAGACCCUCCUGGGGGUUUAUAAGCGCUUAUAAAGCCCAUAAUAACCAGCAGGAGACUCCUGUGUCUUUUGGGAAGCUAGCUACAACAUUGUGUCAUGUCUUCUGAGACAAGUUGCUCUUCCAACACAGUCUGUUGUUUGUCUCAGCUUCCACCCAGUAGAACUGCACAGCAGGCUACCACGUGUUUGAAAGACCAAUUAGUUUAACUCAAUAGAACAAUUUAACUGUCACAGAAUGUUGUCAUUGACAGUGUUCCAUUCCUUCCUGCCCUGUCCCUUGCUAUCUAGUUACCGGUUGCCUUGGCAACG
This is a messenger RNA of Oncorhynchus gorbuscha (pink salmon), 709 nucleotides long. RefSeq names its product lipopolysaccharide-induced tumor necrosis factor-alpha factor homolog. Bases 169 to 507 code for a protein of 112 amino acids. The transcript is spliced from 4 exons. Lineage: Eukaryota; Metazoa; Chordata; Actinopteri; Salmoniformes; Salmonidae. Gene Ontology annotation, molecular function: zinc ion binding. The record is from RefSeq and is a predicted model, not a curated record.